Messenger RNA from Penicillium psychrosexuale, 9090 nucleotides. RefSeq lists its product as uncharacterized. The coding region runs from base 1 to 9090 and encodes 3029 amino acids. Lineage: Eukaryota; Fungi; Ascomycota; Eurotiomycetes; Eurotiales; Aspergillaceae. The record is from RefSeq and is a predicted model, not a curated record. Gene Ontology annotation, molecular function: oxidoreductase activity; fatty acid synthase activity; phosphopantetheine binding. The transcript is spliced from 14 exons. Gene Ontology annotation, biological process: fatty acid biosynthetic process; secondary metabolite biosynthetic process.
AUGAGUGAUUUUCAAGAUGAGGGCAUUGCCAUUGUUGGAAUGGGCAAGUCAUCCUAUUCAUGUCGACUUCCUGGUGACGUCCAGGACCCCAAAUCUUUCUGGGAUCUUUUGGUGAGCCAGAAACUCGCACGCGGCCCUUUCCCAAGAAACCGUUUCAACGCCGAUGCUUUCUACAAUCCCCAAAAGGGACGCCCAGGGAAUAUGCGGUACACAGAGGGUUAUUGUAUCUCCAAUAAACUGGAGGAUUUCGAUGGUGGGUUUUUUGGCAUGACUGCCUCGGAUAUUCUGUGCCUCGAUCCUCAGCAGCGUCAAUUGCUUGAGUGCUGUUUCGAAUGUCUUGAAUCCGGAGGCAUAACGCUCGAAGAUGUUUCCAGCACCAUGACUGGUGUGUAUGUGGGCAACUUUGCCAGUGACUAUGAGACACUUGCAUUCAAAGAGCCUGAGAGGAUUGAAGGUAUGGCCGUUCUAGGAAUGGGCAGGACGACAGUGAGCAACCGCGUGAGCUACAUGUAUAACCUUCACGGACCAAGUGUGACUAUGGACACGGCAUGCUCUUCGACUCUGUAUGCACUACACUUUGCGGUUCAAGCGCUACGUAACGGCGAGAUUCCCGCGGCUUUUGUCGGUGGUGUCAACUUGAUACUCACGCUCGAGUAUCAUUUUGCGAUUGGCCAAAUUGGGGCCCUAUCCCCGACUGCGCAGUGUCAUGCAUUUGAUGCAUCCGCAGAUGGGUACUCCCGCGGAGAAGCCAUCAAUGUCCUGUACCUGAAGCGUGUAUCAGAUGCAAUUCGGGACGGCGAUCCUAUCCGUGGGGUCAUUCGAGGAUCCUCGUUGACUGCCAACGGUAAAAACAACGGAAUCACUCUUCCCAGUGCUCUUGCUCAAGAGCUGUCUAUUCGAAAGGCAUAUGAACAUUCAGGGCCUCUUGACUAUAAUUCAGUCGGUUACGUGGAAUGUCAUGGGACAGGAACUCCCGCAGGAGACCCGAUUGAGACAAGUGCUAUUGGUAAUGUGUUUGGAAGCCAUCGCGAGUGGCACGACCCAUUAUGCAUCGGGUCGACCAAGCCACAGGUAGGUCAUGGUGAGGCAUGCUCAGCAAUCACGAGUAUCAUGAAGGUAGUGCUGGCGAUGGAAAAUGGAAUUAUCCCUGGUACUAUCGGAGUCAAAAAGCUGAAUCCCGCUUUGGAUCUCAAAGGAGGCGCUCUGGCCGUGGUCACCAAGAAUAUUCCCUGGCCAGAAGGCAAGGCAAAGCGUUCAUCGGUCAACUCUUCCGGGUAUGGUGGUGCCAACGGGCAUGUUGUGAUUGACGGCGUUGAUGAGUAUUUCAAGAGCAUCGGUAUCUCUAACCCGUACAAUAUGGCUCCGGAAGUCAACCCUUAUAGCACGAUUCUUCAGAAAAAGUUCCUACUGCCGGUUAUGGGACAUGAUGGGUACUCUAUGCAAAAGUCAUUGGAGAUUGUGACUCUGUUGUUGGGUAACCAGACUCACGACUUCCAUGAGCUUCUGUAUACCAUGAUCGCUCGCCGAACGCGAUUCUCUCACCGUGCCAUAAUCCCAGUGGAAAUCAACGGCAAAAGAAAAUUGACCAUCGGAGACCCAAUAACUGGUCGUACUAACAAUAGCGUCCCAAUUGUAGCCUUCGUCUUCACUGGACAAGGCGCUCAAUGGGCAGGCAUGGGCAGCCAGUUGUUGGACUGCUACCCAUCAGUGCGAAAAACAUUCAAGAAUCUCAACAUAGCACUUUCGCGCCUGGAACAGCGACCAACAUGGACUCUCGAAGAAAUUCUCCUAGAGCCCGCAGAGACUAGCAAGAUUGGUGAAGUUUCCUUCUCCCAGCCUAUUUGCACCGCAGUUCAGAUUGCCAUCGUCAAUUUACUACGCGAAUGGGGGGUCAAACCUGAAGCUACUAUUGGCCAUUCAUCUGGUGAACUUGCCGCCGCCUAUGCAGCAAACCUAAUUACUGCGGAAGAUGCCAUCAUUGCUGCCUAUCUGAGAGGCGUGCACGCGACGCUCACUCAAGCUCCAGGUACCAUGAUGGCCGUAGCACUUAGUUCGAGCGAGGCCGAGAAAAUUCUCGCUGAGAACAAUAUAUCGCCAGAUGAUGCUGUUAUCGCUUGCAUCAACUCGCCCGAGAGUGUCACUUUGAGUGGCAAAUCUAAGCCUAUGAACGCUAUUCAUGGGAUUUUGAAGCAACGUUCAAUCCUGUGCAAAGAAUUGCCUACUGGCGGGAAGGCUUAUCAUUCCCCAAGCAUGAAAGAGGUUGGAUCAGGCUACAGUGAGGCUAUUCUAGAGGCUACAGCUCGCUCUAGCAAUGGUGCCCUGGCGCUUGCAAAUGGAGCUGACAAGGAGCAGAGGCCCGUGAUGGUCUCGUCGGUGACUGUGGACCAGCUCCAGCCAGGGGACAUUAAUGGAAGCUAUUGGCAGAAGAAUUUGGAGCGUCCUGUUCUUUUUGAUCCCGCUAUGAAGCAUCUUCUUGGUCUUCAAUUUGGUCCAGAGGAACGCCACGUUGACUGCCUCAUUGAGAUAGGGCCUCAUAGUGCCCUCAAAGGUCCUAUUCGCCAGAUUAUUGCUUCGGCUGAAGUUGGAAAUAUUUGGAAUGUGAGCCUGGGAAUUGCUCCCAAGGUGACAUAUGACCAGACUCUAGAGCGUGGACACGAUGCCGAAGACGACAUGUUGCGACUUGCAACUAGCCUCUUCAUAAAGGGCUACCCACUCGAUCUACUUCACAUCAAUGGCCAUACCACGUACCGUCCCACCAAGAUCAUCCUUGACCUUCCCAAGUACCCAUGGAACCACGAGACGCCGCAGCCAUUGAUCGUCAAUCGCUCUACUCAGGACUAUAAAUUUGCCACUCACCCACGACACGAUUUGAUUGGCAGUCGGUUGCCAGGGGGAAACCGCAUGGAGCCUAUCUGGAGAAAUUACCUUCGCCUAGACGAUGUACCCUGGAUCAAAGACCAUGUGAUUGGAAGUGCCAUCAUCGUACCUGGUGCAGCAUAUCUUGCAAUGGCUGUCGAAGCAGCAGCCCAGUUUGCUGAAGAUACCAUGCUCGGUGGUCCAGCAUUCCACUUCGAGGAUGCAAAAUUUCAUCUUCACACUGUGACAAUAAAGGCAGCGCUUGUUCUUCCAGCCAGUGGCACUGCCGAUAUCAUGAUUAACCUACGGCCCACGGAUGCCUCCGUAACAUCCAACAGAUUUGAGUUCAAGAUCUGCUCAGUGGCGGAUGAACGAUGGAUUGAGCACGCUCAGGGUAUUGUUUCAUUCGAGAUGACGCAUGGAAAGAAGACGAACAAAAUCCCUUUCAACAAUGAGACGGAAGAACCCAUCUUUGAGCAGACGUUCAGCAAAGAUGUCUGGUAUGAGCGACUGAAGUAUCGUGGCUUUGACUUUGGCCCCCUGUUCCGCAUUAUCGAUGAGAUCGAAGUUCUGCCUCAUGCUUCCCGUGCUUGUGCAAAAGCACCUAUACUCAAGACUGCCGAGAAAACCACACCAUAUGAAUCUCGAUAUGCGGUCCAUCCUUUGACUAUCGAUGCUGUUCUUCAAGGGCGUGUAGCUUCCGUGUACACCAGCCGGGCCGAUCAAGAGGCAGCCACCCAAAUACCCGUAUUUAUCGAUGAGAUGACAAUUAGCCCAUCUUCAUGGGCGAAGAAUCAGACGGGCACCAUCGACAGUGUUGCGUGGACUGAGGGUGCUCGCAGCGGCGGUUCUCACUCAACUUUGACUACAGAUAGCGGCUAUGAGAUCAUCUCGGCGCGCAAUGUAAAAUGGCGACAAUUCGAGAACCAAGGAAGCCAGGAGAAAAUGAACAAAGAAGCCACGCGUGAGCCAUACUAUCGCUUACAGUGGAAGCCAGACAUGGAUUUCCUGGACACAGAUGGGGCCCAUAGCCUGUAUCACAGUGAUUUCCACUCACCGUCUGCAGCAGCGUAUCUGGAUGAAGUCUACAACAUUCGCACGCGACUGGAGACGGUGACAGUUUUGUACAUCUGUGGCGCCCUGGAAAUGUUCCGUCGGGAUGACCUUCCCACAGAUCCAUCAUUGAAGUGGGUUCACGGAUUUUACAACUGGAUGUGCCACGUAAAAGCUGAAGCGGCAGCGGGACGCAUGAUUCUGUGUGAGAGAAACGCUACGAGUCUGGAUCUUCAGCAACGAGAGCAGCGUAUCGCGCAACUUCUGUUGGAGUUACCGGGAGACUUCCCCCAGCUAGAGUUCAACGCCAUCAUCUAUAAGAACAUGGUUGAGAUACUCACCGGCACAGUUUCUGGCAUCGAUUUGGCUGUUAAAGCAGAGAUACUGGCUCGCGUAUAUGCGGACGGGUCAAUCCACGAUGCGGCACGCAAGAACCUAGCAUCGGUGGUGGAUAUUCUGGCGCAUAAGAAUCCCACUAUGCGUGUGCUAGAGGUUGGUGCCGGUACAGGUAGCUGCACUAGCAUUGCGCUAGAUGUUCUCAAUGUUUACGAUCGUGAUAUGCCUGGCCAUCAUGCCAAGCGCUAUCAUGACUACACCUUCACCGAUAUUUCACCGGCCUUUUUCGAGAAGGCCGAGGAGUUGUUCAGCGCGUAUCCGCCUAUGAAUUACAAAACAUUCGACUUGUCGGUAGAUGCCGCUGAGCAGGGUUUCGGCCUCGGUGAAUACGACCUUAUCCUCGCUUCCAACGUGAUGCACGCUCCAGGAAACACGGAUCAACUGCUUCAGAACUGCAGCCGCCUACUAAAGCCAGGCGGCAAGCUUGUGAUGCUGGAAAUAACACAAACAGGUAGUCUUACCCCUGUACAGUUUGCCUUUGGUACACUGCCUAGUUUCUGGGAAUGUCUUGACGAUAUAGAUGCGGAUCGGCCACUAGGGCCCUUCCGUAAUCUCCAAUCAUGGGAGAACCAGCUGAAGGGAUCUGGCUUCACCGGUUUAGACAUGGUUUUGACAGACUUCCCUGAGCCAUUGGCCCUAGAGAGUGUGAUGGUUGCCAGCAGUGUCAAGGAGCCCGAUGUGAUGAGAAUUGGCCGUGUUGCUAUUAUUCAUUCAACAGCGCAAUACGAGCUAGCACGAGCCGUCGAGGAUGAGGUUACGGUGCGAUGGAGCCUCCCCAGAAAUUCUAUCGCACACUGGUCCCUUGAAUCAAUGCCUUCUAUCGAGCUGAUCGAUGAAGGUGAUACCACGUAUAUUGUGCUCGAAGAGCUACAAAAAUCUGUGCUCGUGGACAUGCGAUCGGAGCAGUUCGACGGCUUCAAGAGACUUGUCUCGUCAGCUUCAAGCAUUCUGUGGAUUACUGGCGGCGAUUUGACCGUGGGCAAAAACCCGACACUAGCAAUGGCCCAUGGAAUUAACACCGUACUGAUGAACGAAAACUCGAUACGCAACCUCAAAUUUGCAACUUUUGAUAUCGAUGAUACAAGCGCCGCUAAGUCAUUUGAUCUCGCUAAGCCUAUUACGGAUGUCUGGACUACAGUUGUCACAGCCGCCAACAGAGCGACGUGUGAGACGGACUUCAUCCUCAAGGACGGUAUCAUCUAUAUCAGUCGUGUCGUCCCCGAUAUGGAGCUGAACGAAGAGUUCACUCUAGACACGGGAACAGGGAGAGAUGAACAAGAUUUUCCAACUUUCGGUAAUGUCCAGAUGGCACUGCAGACUCCAGGUCUUUUGGAUACUGUGUAUUUCCGAGAAAAACCAACAUGUGACAUUGCACUUGGCGUCGAUGAGGUUGAGAUUGAGGUGAAGGCUGUGGGAUUGAAUAUGAAGGACUAUGUCAUUGCAAUGGGCAACUUUGAAAGUGUCAAGUCGAGCAACGAGAGCACUGGUAUUAUUUCUAGGGUUGGAGAGGACGUCACUCACCUCCAGCCUGGCGACAAGGUCAUAUGCUUGGAGCGCGGAUACUAUGACACCUUCCUUCGCAGCCCGGUACAGAAGUGCCUCAAACUCGGCAACGAUGCCGACCUUGUAGAGAUGGCUACCGUGGGAAUCGCCUAUGGAACUGCAAUAUAUGCGCUAGACUAUCUAGCCCAUUUAGAAGCCAACGAAACAGUGUUGAUUCAGGCCGCCACCGGUGGUUUGGGGCUUGCGGCCAUCCAAUAUGCCAAGUACGUGGGAGCUGAAAUCUACGCCACAGUGGGAACACAGCAAAAGAAGGACUAUCUCAUCUCUGAGUGCGGAAUCCCCGCAAAUCAUAUCUUCUGGUCCCGAACUCUAGAGUUCAAGGAUGAACUACUGAAGCAGACACGAUGUCGCGGUGUUGAUGUUGUCCUUUCAACCAUCUCUGGCCCCGGGUUCCACGAGAGCUUAAAAUGCCUAGCACCAUGUGGAAGGCUUAUUGAUGUUGGACGUGGAAACGUCUUGGACAAGGGCAAUAUGGGGCUGUAUGCUUUUGAUCGGAGCAUCAGUUUCUUCUCCUUUGAUCUCAACUUUGUCCUGGAGGAGAAACCGAGAAUUGCCGAACGGCUUUUGGCAGAUGCGAUGAAGCUCCUCCGAGAAGGCAAAAUCCACCCAAUUAGACUGGAUAAGACGUUCCAUAUUACCGAGAUGGAGAAGGCCCUUCGAUACUUUGGUCAAGGACAGCACAUUGGUAAGAUUGUGCUAACUUACGGCCCAACUUCACAAAAGGUCACACUCAAGGGCGCUCUCCGGCCUCGCGGCAUCAGCAGCAGCAACAGCUAUGUGCUCGCAGGUUGUCACGGUGGGCUGGGCCACAGCAUGGCGGAUGCCCUGAUUGAGCACGGAGCCAAGAACCUUGUCUUCCUGGGUAGAUCGAGCGAGAGCAAGGCAGAAAUCGCUUCCUUUUGUAGGCGAGCACGGGGAAAUGGCGUGAAUAUAGUGACGAUUCAAGGUGAUGUCUCCAAGAUGGAAGAUGUUGAGCGAGCUGUGGCUCAGGCCGUCUCAAUGGGCCCGCUCAAAGGGGUUGUACAUGCAGCUAUGGUGCUACAGGACGCUUUCUUUGACUCCAUGACUCUGGAACAAUUCAACACUGCCGUUCGUCCCAAGGUAAACGGCGCCAUAAACCUACAUAAUGCCACCAUUAAUGUCAACGCGAAUCUUGAUUUCUUCUUCAUGACGAGCUCAACAGUCACAUACGUUGGUCACAUCUCGCAGUCCAACUAUGCAGCAUCCAACGCGGUGCUAGACAACCUAGCACGGCAGCGCAUCAGCAACGGCCUACCAGCAGCCACAGUCUCACUGGGGCCGAUCAAAGGCGUGGGCACGCUGAACCGCAAGCCUGAGUAUGCCGAGAACCUGUUGCGGUCGGGACUGAUUGAAGCCGAAGAGUCAGAGUUUAUCCGGCACUUCAACCGCUUCACGCACCCGCAGCUCAAGUCAAAGCACUUUGACAGUCUCACGCAGGGUCACAUUCUCACUGGAGUUGAGUACUCCAAGCACGACCUCAGCUUGGUUCAGGUCACGCGCAUAGAACAGGAUCGCCGCUCAGCGCUGCUAGUCACAACACUCGAGUCGCGCAAAGCUGCCGGCAGCAGCGGUGGUGUGAUAGUCGAUGCCAGUGGUGAUGACCUACUGAUAUCCGAAAUUCCUGAUGACCGCGACAAGGCGGUUAUCGUACUGGCAGAGGCUGUUUCACAGCGGCUGGCCAAGCUCAUGUUCAUCUCCAUCGAGGACAUCGAUAUCAGCCGUCCAUUUUCUCAUUUUGGUCUCGAUAGUAUGUCCGGCAGCGAGCUGAUCCAUUGGCUGAGCCAAAAGUUCGGUGUGGGCAUGUCAUUUUUGCAACUGCUGGCUCCCUCGUGCUCGCCCAAGAGUCUAGCAGGGACUAUCUUUGACGCCCUUAAGAUGAAGGCAGCAGCGGCAGAAAUUUCAGCCCUGGCUAUCGUGGGUGGCACGUCUCACGAAUCUCCAAACGAAUCUCUUGUGUCUAAUGGCGUGAACGGUUCCACUGGUAUGAAUGGUUCUAGUGGUAUAGAUAGUAUUUCGGCUGGAUCUCAGAUGGAAAAGUUCUCUCGGUCAGUAAGAAGAGCAAUUGCCGAUUCAAAGCCAGUCAUGCAUUCUUAUGUAUGCUCAGUCGUCAACAAGAAGGGUGAACAACUCUAUACAUUGUCCGAAGGCACAUUGUCACAGGAUUCCAGUACGAAAGUUGACUUUGACGCGGUAUACGGAAUGGCCUCUCUCACCAAGCUCAUGACCACAGUCGCCAUCAUGAUUUGUGUCGAUCGCGGGCAGAUCUCCCUCGAUGAUGAUAUAGCUCUAAUCCUUCCGGAUCUGUGUGCUCUCCCGGUUCUGGAUGGUGUCGAUUCGGAGGGCCGAUGCUUGAUAAAACCCCGGACUAAGACCAUUACACUUCGAUUGCUAAUGAGCCAUCAAAGUGGCUGUGGUUAUCAUUCAAGUCCUCCGCUGGCGAGAUGGGCGAGACAGAAUGGCAAGACUAACAGCGUCUUUGACAAUGACUUUGAAGUCAUGAAGACCUAUCCACUCCUCUUUGAGCCCGGAGAGGGCUGGAUGUAUGGCUCUGGGACCGACUGGGCCGGCGAGGCCAUCGCACGAAUCAACAACACCACACUCGAGGAGUUUAUGCGAUCUAACAUCUGGGAGCCACUAGACAUGGCCUCGACCACUUUCCAUCCUGAGCUGCACCCAGGCAUGAUGGACCGCCUCGUCACGAUGUACGAGCGCACAGACGACCACGGUCUAGAGCGAGGCACCUGGCUCUCGCACAUCCCAGCCCAGCAUGACUGCGGUGGCCACGGUCUGUGGUCAACACCGCGCGACUGGACAAAGUUCCUCGGCAUGUUGCUCGCGGACGGUGGAUCCAUACUCUCCAAAGCCAGCGUCGAUGAAAUCUUCCAACCACAGACCAUUGGCUCGAGUGAUCUACAGGAGCUGCUGACGGGCCCGCUCCGCGCGUCCCUACGCUCUACGGUUGACAUGGAUGCCGGCCGUAUUGAAAUCGCGCUAGGUGGCCCACUGUAUAUGGAUGCCAUUCCUGGGAAACGUUCGGCGGGCACGCUACAAUGGGCCGGUCGGCCCAAUCUCUUCUGGUGGAUUGACCGGGUCAAGGGUAUAGCGGCCGCGACGUUUACUCAGGUUAUAUCACAGGCUGAUGCCAGAUUCGAGGAGUUGACCAGCGAAUUUGAAAUGGCGGUAUAUGCGGAGUUCACUUAG